Tupaia belangeri chinensis (Chinese tree shrew) is the source of this 4156-nucleotide messenger RNA. It is a transcript of the gene FAM167A, whose product is annotated as family with sequence similarity 167 member A. NCBI's taxonomy places the organism in Eukaryota, Metazoa, Chordata, Mammalia, Scandentia, Tupaiidae. The transcript has 4 exons. The record is from RefSeq and is a predicted model, not a curated record. The coding region runs from base 809 to 1417 and encodes 202 amino acids.
GGACCCGGGGCGCCGGUCCCGGGAGGCCGGAGCGGGCAGGGAGGCAUGAAUGAGAGGCCGGAGGAAAUCGCCGCUGAAAGGCUCGCGGCGGAAUAGCUCUGCCGUCGCCAGGCAACCGCCCUGACGCAACGCAAAAAAAAGUCCCUCGAAAAAAGAAUAGCGCCGAGAAUUCACAGGCAGAAGCACCGGAGAAAAGGAGGCGGGAGCCUGCGAGCUGCAGAGGCCGGGCCGGAGGAGGCGGCGGGGACCUCGGCGACACCCCCGAAGGGGCCUCUGGGCGCCCCGAAGGCGUGGACAUGGAUGCUUUGGACUGUCAACGGAGGAGCAGCUAUUAGCACUGGUCACAGCAAACCGAGCUUCACUGGGAGACCGUCCCCAAGAGACGUGGACCUUGCACCACCUGUAUGCCUCUCUUCCUGGAGAGGAGGCAGUUCCGGGCCUGCUUCCCGGCCGUCUCUGCUCUGCGCGCUGCCAGCACCCUCAAAGAGCUUCUUGGCUACGCCGCCCCAGAGAUUCCUGCCUCCGCGUGUCCGCUCCUGCCUCUGUGAGCAUGGCACCCACAGGCUUCCAGGACGAAUCAUAGACCCCAAGCCUCCGCAGCAGCUGCAGCUGGGCAUUCCCUGGGGCUCACUCUGCAGCCCCUCUCAGCUCCAACCAUCGGAGACCAGUGCCCACCCUAGAGAUGCCCUCGGGAGCUGUGGCCCCAGCUGGAUGAGGCCAUUCCAGAGCGGGCCCCACGCUUGCUGCCCACCGAGCCUCCCACGCCGGUCCCCGCACCUCUGGUAGGGCUGUGCUGGCAGACGCUAGCAUGUCUGUACCCCAGAUCCAAGUGGAAGAAGUGGAUGGGGCCGAGGAGCCAGUGGGAGCCACGCCUCCUGAUGACCACCUGCGAAGCCUGAAGGCCCUCACCGAGAAACUGAGGCUGGAGACGCGCAGGCCCUCCUACCUAGAAUGGCAGGCCCGGCUGGAGGAGCAGACGUGGCCCUUCCCGAGGCCAGCUGUGGAGCAGGAGGCGAGCAUGGAGCAGGGGGCCCCCAGGAAGCAUCCCCCACCUGCCGGGAGUGCCAGCCAGGGCGCUGGGCCCCUGCCCACCGGCAAGUUGGAAGGCUUUCAGAGUAUUGAUGAAGCGCUCACCUGGCUCAGGAAGGAACUGAUGGAGAUGCGGCUGCAGGACCAGCAGCUGGCCAGACAGCUCAUGCGCCUGCGUGGGGAUAUCAACAAGCUGAAGAUAGAGCAGACCUGCCGCCUCCACCGGAGGAUGCUCAAUGACGCCACCUACGAGCUGGAGGAGCGGGACGAGCUGUCCGACCUCUUCUGCGACUCCCCCCUGGCCUCCUCCUUCAGCCUGUCCACGCCACUCAAGCUCAUUGGUGUCACCAAGAUGAACAUCAAUUCCCGGAGGUUCUCUCUCUGCUGAGAAGCCCUCAGAGGGGGCCAACAAACCAGAACAGAGGCUUGUACAGGCAGUGUGGGGAGGGGACUGAGACCAAGUUACCCGGUGGGUCCCCCCAAAGGCAGGGCUUCCUGUGACAGGUGAGUUGUAGGUCCCCAGGACUUGUUGCAAGGUGCUCUCUCAGGGGCCCCAGCUGUGGAUCCCAGUGUCUCCAUGACUGGCUCUUACUUAAUGCCCAAAGAGCUCUGCAGAAGGGCCACUGCAGCCGGAGUUUAAAUCAGAACUGGGUUCCCAGCCUGAACCCAGUGGCCCACAUUCCUGUUUCCUGGAACCACUGGUGCUAUGAAGCUAUGAACUGGGAUCCCAAAGCCCCCCCACCACCACCACCACAAGUCAUUUCCGUCGCAGAAGGCUCUCCCCCAGGGCUCUGGGGAUUAGAGACGUUAGAUUACCGAGUACUGGGUUGAAUUACCUUAAGUAGGUGACUCUGAGUCACCAGAAAAAGGAAAACCAAAAGGAAUGACCAAGUGGCACUCAGGGCUGCAGGCUCCGCACCUGGCAGCCAGCACUCCUGGUGAGCGUUGCACUACCAGCCCUCGACCUUGGCACUACGAGGCCACGGCUCCUGCGUGUGCCAGGACGUGAUGGCCGCACGCUAGCAUUGUGUGGGUGGGACAGAGAUACCCCUGUUUCCACUCCUCCCCCCUGCCACAUGCGCCAAUCACAACCUCCAAAGAACCCCUUCGCUGCCACCCCACAAUUCCAGAGGGCGUGCCUGGGAGACCAGUGGCCGGUCAUGAGUGGAGUUUCCAUAACUGAUCAUCCUGGUGGUGGAGGGAGAGCAGAGGCCUCCGGUGCAUUCUGAGGGUGUCAUCUCUGUCACCUCAUUGGCCUCCCCAGAAAGACAAUCUAGGGAGCCCAGAAGCCUGUCCUGAGCCACCCCUGACAUCUGUGCCUGACCUAAACAACUACUUUCAGUGGACCGAGACUGUUACUAAUGUGUUACUAACUUGUUAAGAACUUUGAUUUCUGUCCAGGUGGGAACGGUUGAGUAGGUCACGUACAGAGUUUCCGAUCUGAUUUUAGAGUUGAGGAUCAGCAAGUCCAGAGCACAGCAGGUUCGGGAAGUUAACCUAGGGAAGUUAACCAAGCAUAACACCCCAGGGCAGGGAUUCCUCUGCAGGGGCCAUCCUAAUUUAGAGGCUUUUUAAAUCUUUAAUGUCAUCUAGUGGAGGCCUGUCAUUUAAGGAGUAGAGUGAAGCCUGGGGACGAGAAUGACUUUCCUCGGGUUACAUGCUAUUAGUGGCUAUAGAAUAUUGAUGUGUGAAAUCAUUAUCCAUGCCUAGAACUCAUAUCCGUACCUCAAACCCCAAAGGCGAUCCUAAUGCUUUGCCAAAACCACAAGCUGCCAACCCCUCUCCUCUCACCUUAGCUGGGAACCGAACCUCCCACUUUGCAAUUCAGAAUAUGUAGGUGGAACACAGUCCCCGUUUGGAUGGUAGAUCCACAAAGCACUGUUACCAGUCACCAUUUGGUAGUCUCAGUAUGGAGUCCUGCCCCAACAUCUGUGAUUCUACUUCCUGUGUAUCUCAGUGGGGUUCGUGUGACACCCACAUGACCCACGUGGGGAGGAGGUGGUUUGGGAUGUGUCAGCUGAGAACUGGAAGAUGCAAGCAAAUCGUCCUUAGUAGACAGAGGGGACUCGGUCCCUUCCUUGUGCUUUGAGAGCUGGAGGGUUUGUGUAUCCUGCAAAGAAGGUAGGAUGAGUAAGUGAAGAGGAGCCGUGCGCCCUACUUUGUGCAGGGACGUCCAAGCCCCAGGGGACUCGUCCACCACCACCCUCCUCAGAGGCCAGGCACGAGCACUGCCAAGCCCUGAAGAGGCAUUUCUGACCCACCAGCCUCUUCCAGACGAGAUCUUGAGGUCAGAGGCCAUCCAUCACCCUGGUGCACACACACCCACCCUCUCACACUGAGAGAACAUGACCAUAAACACCCUCGAACUCAUGCAGGAAAGCCCAUCCCAUAUUUUGAAAACUUGCCGAACGGUGGAAAGCAGUCAGGACAGUAACUGAGAAAAAACGGACCCAGUGAAAGUGGAACAGUUUAGUGGAAUGUAACAGUUUAGUCGAUCUAUUUGAAUUCGUUGAAUGCAGUUUCUCGGUGCACCCAGCGCUUUCUUCCUGUCUGUGUUCUCUGAGAUGCGCUUUCAUGGAUAGGUGUGUCUCAGCUUAGAUGUCUCAGCUCUUUUGCUCGGUUCUUCCCAAGUGAAUUUUAUUUUAGGAUAAGGAGGGGAAAGAGAAGUGGGGACGAGAGGAGAGAGGCGGAGGGGAAUAGUCAGCCGUGUUUUCUUCCACGUAGUCCAUGUCUCUGUUAGCACCUUACUUCGCAGUGAACCCAACCAGCCAAGUUAUCUCCACUUUGUGAAGUCUCUGCCGUGUGUGAGUCAAGAGAUGUCUAUGGUCAGCAGUGAUGUUGGGCUAAUCUCUGUCCUCAGCUCCCUGGGGCAACUUGCUGGUUUACCACGUGUGUAUAAUACUGUUUGCAGUUUUCCUCAUUAUCCAUCUCUCCCUCAUUCCCAAGGGUCCCCGCUGCAAAACACAGUCUCCUCUGAUGCUGCAGCGUGUGGCAAGGUCAGAUGCCUUCAUGGGCUCAGUAGCAAUCACAGAGGCCUGGGGGCCUGGGCAGGCUUGACCGUGGCCUAACCUAGCCUAAUACCGACUCCCUGUAGCAAUACCAAGUGCUAUUACAUUAUCGAUGGACA